Gryllus bimaculatus (two-spotted cricket) is the source of this 2793-nucleotide messenger RNA. NCBI's taxonomy places the organism in Eukaryota, Metazoa, Arthropoda, Insecta, Orthoptera, Gryllidae. The record is from the annotation of a GenBank genome assembly.
GGUUCAUAUGGACAGCCCUGGAGCCUCCAUGUGUAUUGGUUUGCAUGAUGGACGGGCAACAAGGAAAAAACGUGGAGUCGAAUCUGCAAGGUCACGUCAUGUUCUCUUGAAUCCAUGAAUAGUUGACCCCAGUGCUUUGGAAGCUUUGCAGUGCGCAGGCAGUGCGUUUCGUUGGUGCAUCGCUUCAUGAUAAGUACGUGGCCGGCACUGGUGUCAGCUGAUCUCCAGAUCCAGGCGAUUAAAUCAAAAUGAGUGUCCAGAAGUUUGAAAUUAAAUUUGACAAUCCUGCUUGUAUUUAUUAUGCCGGACAACUAGUAUCGGGACGUGUUACACUCAUCACAACAAAAGAGAAGAAAAUAAGAGGAAUAUGCUUACGUGUCAAAGGAGAAGCAGAAGUGAAAUGGACAGAAAGUAGGAGAGUGACUCGAAAUGGGAAAUCGCAUACAGAGCAUGAUCAUUACAGUGCACAUGAAUUAUAUGCACAAAUGGAAGUUUGGCUGGUUGGAGCAUCACAUGGGGAUAUGAUGUUACCUCCUGGGGAACACAUUUAUCCAUUUUCUUACACUCUCCCUCAAAACAUUCCUUCAUCAUUUGAAGGUUCUCGUGGCCAUGUGAGGUAUACUGUGAAAGUGAAAGUUGAUCGGCCAUGGAGGUUCGAUUAUGACUGUAAAGUUGCAUUCACUGUUUUAACUCCUUUAGACUUGAACUUCGAGCCAAACAUGCAGGAACCAGUGCAGAAUACUAAAGAAAAGUACUUAUGUUGUUGUUGUUGCCGCUCUGGGCCUGUUACACUAGUGGCUAAUGUACUCAGAGGAUUUGUACCUGGCCAAAAAAUAGAAGCUGUAGUAGAGUGUGACAAUGUAACCACUGAAGAAGUGUCUGUAAAUUGUUAUUUAGAGAAGACUGUAACAUUUAAAGCUUCUUGUAGAAUGCGCACCAAAACAAAAUAUGACGAGAGUACAGUUGCCAUGGAAAGAUUAGGUACAGUAAAAGGAAAUGACUCUAAUACUUGGACAACAAAGCUCUUAGUUCCUGCUCUACCUGCAUCCUACUUGAAGUAUUGCAAUUGUAUUGACAUCUCUUACAUGUUUGUGGUGAAAGGCUCCUUUAGUGGCCCUCACAGUGCUUUGAAGUUGCGUUCGCAGGUGGUGAUUGGCACCAUACCUCUCCGAAAUUAUUUCCCUGCGAUUGCUCCAUCAGCUCCUAUUUUGCCUUGCAUGCCUCUUUUACCUCAAGGAGCACCUCCAACUUAUGAAGAGUGCAUGUUGAUCAAGGGAAAUAUUCGUAAUGAAGAAGACAGUGAUUAUACAUAUGGUGCUUCAGAUUUUGCUCCUCGCUAUCCAAUGUAUAAUUUUCGAUAAAUACCUUUAAAACUUUUUUUUAUGCAGUAGAAUCUUAUUAAGAAUAUUUUCAAAGAUCAAAAGUUUAAGAACUUCUUGACAAAAAAGAAAUGUUUUGUUUAAAAGUUUUUCGGUCAGAAUCCUAUAAGAGAAUUCACUGGUAAGUGUGUCGGAUUUCCAUGAUUCAGGAUUAGGUGAUAACAGUAUUAUGACCCAUAACAUUGCUAUACUGAAAUAGAACUCAAAACCAGCUAAUUACAAACAAUUAGAUUAAACAAUGACAUAAUUAAACAAAAGAGUAUCAGGCUGAUUGUUUAUUUUUUUAUGAUAAAUUUGUGGGUAUUGGAAAAGAAAUUUAUUAAACACAAGUUGUAUGAAUUAAUUAUUCACAUACUCAUUUACUCUUACCAUUAAGCAUAUUAACAAUGGUAUAAACAAUGUUAGCUGCAACAGUAUUAUAACAUUAAUUAUACCCACGUGCUUUUCUCGCACUAGCCACAACAAUGUUUGCAGGCACACAGCAAAGCUUGGUGAUCAUUUAUCAGCACAUCUCAACACACUGACGAAUUUUAGGAGAUAUGUUCACACGAAAAAUGAACGAGGUUUUGAGUGAUAGCUCAGUUUAGUGACACAUGUAUAAACUUUGCUGGCAGAAACAGAAAUUGUGACACUUAAAAUGCAUCACAGCUUGUAAAAUAAAAAUGCUAUUGCAGAAAUAUUCGCUACCUUAUGAUUUAAAAACUUUGACGUCUGUGAAUAAGUUGGUUAGUCAUUAAAUCUUAAUUUUACACGACAGCAAAAAACCAACUUUUAAAUGAUGCUGUAAAUCAGGGAUUAAUUACAUUCAAACGAUACCUACACGCAAAUAGUUUCAUGUGAAUAGCAUUAAUCUCUGAUUUACUUCAAUUGAAAGUUGUGUUUUGCUCUUCUGUAAAAUAAGUUUUCAUGACUUAUCAGGUUAUUCACUGGAAUCAAAGAAAUAAUCUGUGAAUGAAUUUAAAAAUCAAUAGGAAUAGAAAUGAUGAUUGGACAAUCUUGCUAUUGAGCUUGUGCAAGAUCUUGCAUGAAGACUUUAAAGGUAAAACAUUCUCCAAUGUACUAAGAAUGUGAUUUACAUGCUUAUACUUUAGUGCAUUAUUUUAUUCAUAUCCUUGAUAUGAAUUUUGAUUUUUAUUUGUUCUGAGAGAUACAUCUUGUGCCUAUUUUUUCUUCCACACCAAAUUGUACAAUGCAUUUGUGGCCUUGUAAAAAAUUGUCUUUGUAAUCAUUAUCGAGUGUGGUAAUAGGAGAUUUUUAUUGACUUCUGUGUCUAAUAUGCCCUUAUAUAUCAUGAACUUAAUAAGACACUUCAAAAACCAGACUUUUUAAGCUGGACUACCUAAGAAGUUAUUUUUUUAAUCAGGCUUUACUGUAGUUUGUGGUAAUAAAAUAUGAAUAUGAAUGUAAAACAUUA